Messenger RNA from Larimichthys crocea (large yellow croaker), 2004 nucleotides. RefSeq names its product cyclic nucleotide gated channel subunit alpha 4 (gene cnga4). The transcript has 6 exons. Gene Ontology annotation, biological process: monoatomic cation transmembrane transport. Bases 52 to 2004 code for a protein of 650 amino acids. The record is from RefSeq and is a predicted model, not a curated record. Gene Ontology annotation, molecular function: protein-containing complex binding; cGMP binding; intracellularly cGMP-activated cation channel activity. Gene Ontology annotation, cellular component: plasma membrane; intracellular cyclic nucleotide activated cation channel complex. NCBI's taxonomy places the organism in Eukaryota, Metazoa, Chordata, Actinopteri, Sciaenidae.
GAGAGGCUGGUUGAUCCAGCAGAACAGUUUUAUUAUAUCUGGCUACAGAUCAUGAUCUUGCCCAUUGUCUACAACUUAGUGAUCAUUAUUCUGAGGACGUGCUUCACUACAAUAGCACUGAGCUACCUGCCUGUGUGGCUCACACUGGACUAUCUGGCAGACUUCAUGUACAUAGUUGACAUGAUCAUCACUGUUCAUACAGGUUACUUGGAACAGGGCAUUCUGGUAAAGGACCUAACUCAACUGAAGAAACACUACCUGCACUCUAAACGUUUCUUAAGGGACCUGGCUUCCCUGCUGCCCACUGACUUCCUCUACUUUGCCUUUGGCAUUCAAACGCCAAUGGUGAGGAUCAACCGCCUUCUGCGCAUGCCACGACUCAACGAGGCCCUGGAUCGCAUGGAGACAAGAACCUCCUACCCCAACACCUUCCGUAUCUCCAAGCUCAUGAUUUACAUCUUUGUGUUGAUCCACUGGAAUGCCUGUCUCUACUUUGCACUAUCCAGCUACAUCGGCUUUGGAAGUGAUCGUUGGGUCUACCCCAACAUCACCAAACCAGAGUUUGCCUCAAUGCGUCGUCAGUACUUUUACUGCUUCUGGUUCUCUGCCCAGAUUUUCACCACAGUAGGAGACACCCCCUUACCAAAAAGGGAAGAGGAGUACUUGUUUAUGAUCGCAGACCUGCUCAUUGCUGUGUUGGUGUUUGCAUCAAUUGUUGGCAAUGUUGGCAAUGUCAUCACAAGCCUUAGGGAUCGUGAUAAUGUCUUCUUUCCUAACCACGAGCUGGUGAAGCAAUACCUGCGCAGCCAUCACAUUAGCAAGGAGCUUAGACAGCGUAUUGACAGCUGGUACCAGCAUCUUCACAUCAACAAGAAGAUCAUGCGAGAGAAUGAAAUUCUGCAGCAGCUUCCCCUACACCUGAGGACGGAGAUUGCUGUCAGUGUUCACCUUCCCACACUCUCCAAAGUUACCAUCUUCCAGAGCUGUGAGAAAAGUCUGCUGGAGGAACUGGUUCUUAAAUUAACACCUCAGGUGUUCAGUCCAGGAGAGUACGUCUGCAGGAAAGGAGAUGUUGGUCAUGAGAUGUACAUCAUCAAAGAGGGAAAACUUGCAGUUGUAGCAGAUGAUGGUGUCACAGAGUUUGCCGUACUGAGUGAAGGGAAUUUCUUUGGGGAAAUUAGCAUCCUCAAUAUCAAAGGUAAUAAGUCAGGGAACCGUCGCACUGCCAACAUCCGAAGCAUCGGCCACUCUGACUUGUUCAGCUUGUCCAAAGAGGACCUGACAGAUGUGCUGUCUGAGUUCCCUGCAGCCAAACGUCACCUGGAGGAGAAAGGCAGACAGAUCCUCACUAAGAUGGGCAUGUUGGAGGAGAGUGGGGAAAGAGAGACCGGGGAGACAGAGAAAAUCGAAACCAAGAUAAAAAGGCUGGAGAGCAACUUGGAAGUGCUGCAAACAAAACUAGCUCGACUUAUGGUGGAGUUAGAAUCCAGCAACCGCAAGAUGCAGGCCAGGGUGGAGCAGCUGGAGUGGGAGGUGGCAGCGCUGGGGCCUCAGGUGCCAGAGGAUGGUGUAGAAGGAGAACAAGCACAGGAUAGAGGUGAAGGAGUGGGAGGGGAGGUUGGAUUAGAGCGAGAAGAAGCAGAGGGAGAGGAAGAGGAGGGUUCAGAUGUGAAGGUAAAAAAACAGGGACAGGGAGAAGACAGUAAUGAGGUGACUAAAGAGGGAGAUGGAGAGAGCACCAAAAGUACCAAAGAGGAUGUGGAAAAGACAGAGAAGGGAGAUAAAUCUGGGAAAGAUCUGGAUGAUGAAGAAAAGAAAAAAGAAGACGGCGGAGAGAAAAACAGAGAGAAAGGAGAUGAGAGACCUGGGAAAGGAGAUGGAGCUGAGAUUGAACCUGAAGAUGAGAAAAAAGAGGAAGGUGGAGAAGAGGGAGGAGAAAAAGCUGAAGAAUACGAGAAGAAGGGGGAAGAGGUGGGGAAGAAAGAUGAAGGGCAGAAAAAAUGA